Molecule: messenger RNA, 3312 nt
Organism: Magnolia sinica
Lineage: Eukaryota; Viridiplantae; Streptophyta; Magnoliopsida; Magnoliales; Magnoliaceae
Exons: 4
Coding region: 208-2952 (914 amino acids)
Source: RefSeq, a predicted model, not a curated record
AUUUAGCACCAGCAAUCAAAAUUCAAAUCCCUCAACGGUCAUAUUUUUCAACUUACGGCAACGUCUCUUUUUUCUCCAUGUAUAUAUAUACACGCGUGGGCAUUGCUUCUCUCUCCGUGCCACACCGAAAAAUCUCCCUGCUCUACAGCACCAAAAUCUCUCUCUCCCUCUCUCUAAGAAACAACGAUUUUCCAACUCUCCAGCACCAUGGAUUUCAACAGCCUUCCAAGGAAAGAUCUCCAGAUCCUCUGCAAGAAGAACAACAUCCGGGCAAACAUGACCAAUGCCGCCAUGGCUGACGCGCUCCAAGCUCUCGACACGAUCGAAGGAAUUGAAGAUAUUCAACAGCCGACCAUGCCCGAAACUGCGCCUGUUCUUCCCGAAUCUCCCAAAAGAACAGCUGUAAGAUCGACGGAUCCUCCGCGUACCUGUGGCAGAACAUCAAAUCGGAGAAAACCCAUUAAAGAUUUGGCCAAUCCAAUUGAAGAUGGACUGAAAUAUCCGGCAGAGAGCCCGAUGCCGUCUGCUCCACGGACUCUCCGAGGAGCGGCUGCGAAGGCUUCGACAGCACGGAGAAGAACAGGGAAAGAAGAUCAAGAAAAAGAGGAGCAUGUCGAUUUGCCGGAGAUACUGGCGGAAAAUAACAGAUCGGAAAUGCCCAAAACGCCCACGACAGGCAACGGCCGGAAAAGGGCAACGGCUGCCACUUCGGUUCGGUGGGACAACGAAACCCACAUCAAGGAAGAAAAGGAGAAUGAAAAUCGGACAGCUGUUGGUUUACGAACUUACAGCACGAGACGGUCUUCAAGGUUGUCUGAGAAGAAGAUGCAAGAAGAAGCCCCAUCGACUCGGAAGAGCAGAGGAAGGAAAGCAGCCGUCAAGAUCGCAUCGUUAUCGGUAGAAUCUGAUGAUUCUGAGAAGGAAUCGAAAGAGGGUUUUGAGAAAUCUGAUGUUCAAGAGGAUGAGCAAGGAGCAUCAAUCAAUCAUGGCAGCGAGGAUCGUGAUCAAGAUCUGGCUUUGGAAGAUGCUGCCACUGUUAUUCCUGUGCAAGAUGUUUCCGGUGGAAAUCGAGUCGGUGUUCUUGAUUCUUCUCCUCGGACGGAAUCCUCAGAAAGUGAAAAAUUCGUCGAAGAAGUUUUAGAACUGAAAAAUGAAGAAUCUGAUGCACAUCCAACUGAAUCAUUUGCUGCGGAGGAUGAUGCGCCUGCUGUUAUUUCGGUGGAAGAAGCUUCCAGUGACAAUCACGUUGCUGUUCCGGAAUCUUCUCUUCCAACGGAAUCCUGCAAUCUGGAAAGUGAGAAAUUCAUUGAAGAAGAUGUAGAACUGAGAGAAAAAGCAAUUGAAAGUGAAAACUCUGAUGAAGAUCCAACUGAAUCAUCCGACACAGAGGAUGAUGUGGCCGCACCCGAUGGCAAUCAAGCAGCUGUUCUGGAAUUUUCUUCUCCAACUGAAUCCUGCAAUCUGGAAAGCGAGAAAUUCAUUGAAGAUGUAGAACUGAGAGAAAAAGCAAUUGAAAGUGAACAUCCAACUGAAUCAUCCGACGCAGAGGAUGAUGUGGCCGCACCCGAUGGCAAUCAAGCAGCUGUUCUGGAAUUUUCUUCUCCAACAGAAUCCUGCAAUCUGGAAAGCGAAAAAUGCGAUCCAGAUCCUUCGAUGGAUUCAUCUGUUGUGGAGAAUCAGAUGCUGGAGCGUGAAGAAAGCGAUGUAGAUGCAGAUCGAGAUUGGUGUCUGAAAGAUGCGACCAAUGAGGUCCCUGGAGACGCCGAUCUGGAAUCUUUGGCUUCACAUCUCGUGGAGAAUCAGGUCGUUCAGUUCCCUGGAGAUGUCGAUCUGGAAUCUUUGGUUUCACUUCUCGUGGAGAAUCUAACGCUGGAGUCUGGAAAAUGCAAUCCAGAUUCAGAUGCUUCCAGUGAAAAUUCCACUGGAAACAUCACUGAAAAUCAGGUUUCAGAGUCUGAAAUUUGUGAUGCAGUUGAGGAUAUGGGUUUGAAAUCUUCUUCUGAUACAGAGAUUUUCGUGGAAGAUAAUAACGAAUCUGGCAAUGGUAUGACAGAUCCCUCAUUGCCAUCAGAAAAUCUGAAUCUGGAGUAUGAGAAUUGCGAUCCAGAUGCUGAUUCAGGUCUUGAUCUGGGUGUGGAAAAUGCCAAGGACUUCUUUCAGGAUGAUUUUCCUCCCAAGAAUCCGAUUGAAGGCAACAAUUCCGGCACAGAAACGAUGGCUGCUGAUCAGAUUCUGAACUCUGAAAUUUUCAAUGGGAACACCGAUCAAGAUACCAAACUAAAGAGCAUUAUCAUCUCCGCAGUAGAAAAUCUAGUGGUUGAAGGUCCGGAAAAUCCAAAACACGGUUCUGAUGCUAUACCAUAUCCGCAUGAGAAUCCCAAUAUGCCGGCUACUGAGAUUGACGGAGAGCUUCCGACCAGUGAUCAUGCUGUGAGUCAGACUCCGAUGACUUUGAGGUCUAACAGAGCUGAUGCAUCAGAUUCCGGCAAAAUGUCGGGAAAUAAGAGCAAGUCUCUGAGGCUGUCGAAUAAGAAACGGACGCCGAUCACAAGCAAGAUUUUGGAGGAUGCUGACAAGGAGAAUUCUGGGAAAUUGUUGGGUAAUAAGAGCAAUCAGUCUCUGAGGCUGAGCUUGUCGAAUAAGAAAUGGACGCCGAUCAAGGGCAAGGUUUUGGAGAAUGCUGACAAGGAGAAUAACAAUGUGGGCGGGGACAGUGGAAAAAGGAAACCGAAGGAGUUUGGGAGCUUGAGGAAGGUGAUGACUGCUGUGGUUGAAGACGUGAAUAAGGGCGAGGACAGAAGACAGAGAUCAUUAGACAAGAAGAGCUUGAGGCGGCUGAAGAUUAUGUUGAAAGAAAAGAUCAUUGGAAAUGCCAACAAUGAGUUGUUGCAGAAGAGAUCUGCUCUGCAGACGCUGACUGAGAACUGUUUGUUGGGCAAUGGAGACAAUUGAACGGUGAGGCUGAGGAUGAUUUCGCAAGAGAUAUGCUCUGUUUCUUCUCAUUGAAUUUUGGCAUCCUAAGUAGGGGUUGAAACCAUGGUUUCACCCAAGUUGCGUACUUAGACCAACUCUCUUCUGUGUUUAGAGGGUUUUCUUGGUUGAUGGAACUUGUAGAUCAAUCAAAGAUGGCUGGAUGAAUGGUUCUUUCUCUAUUUCUCUUAGAGAGUGUAAGUCUCUUUCACUCAAGUGUUUUUUUUUUUUUUUUUGAAAUAUAAAUGUGUUUGCGUUGGAUUAUAAAAGCAAGGCGAACUGUUCUGGUUUUUUUUUUUUUAACCACAUUUUGAUAUCCAAUAGCUAAGCUUCUUCGUAACA